UCUGGCAUUACUAAGGACCAGUAGGUCUAUUUAUGGCAUGAUAGAAGGGCCAAUAUAACUUAACUUAAAAUAAAUACAUAUACAAUAAAGGUUCUAGUCUCUACGAAAACGUCUGGAGUCUUUGGAACUUGGAAUUUUUCUCAGAACAUACAAAUAUUCAAUGUAAUUUUCAAACAAAACUUAUUGUAGGGUACACACAAACAAUUCAUUAGAUAACUAAAAAAAGCCGGCGAAUUUAUUUAUAAAAUUUCAAAGCAAAUCGCAAAAUACAUACACACAUCAAUAUAUCUGCAUGAAUGCACAUGUCAACAAUGCGAAAACAGCGAAAUAUCCACAAAUAACUAGAGAGAGUGGAUAGCGAACAGUAGAAAUUCCAUAUAUUAUUGCCUUGCAAUAAUCUCGGCUGGAUCUCUGUAUUAAUUUGUUAUCAACUCAAUUGUGACGUUUUCGAGAGAAUGGUAUAGAAUAAAUUUUGGAAGAGAAUUGCUACAUAUAAUUUCGCACGUAGACCGGAAUAGUUUCAGAAUUCAAAGCAACAUGGCGAGCAGCGCACAGAACGCGACGGUGUCUUUCUGUCAGGAGAAGUGGAAUCAUUUUUUGGAUGUAGUCGGAGACGAACCAGAACGACUAUGGGUAUAUGGCACAGUACUUUUGAUAUUUAUUAUUUAUUGGCUUUAUGCUGCCGUUUUAACUUUGGUGGAUUUUACUAAGAAACCACAUUUUGUACGUAAAUACAAGUUGCAACCUGGUAAAAAUGAUCCCGUCGACACAAAACGUUUACUACCGGCUCUGCGCGUAGUGCUCUUCAAUCAAACAUUUGUGGCUAUACCGCUGGCCUAUGGCCUAUAUCAUUUUGUUUACAAAUAUCAAAAUACCCUGAAUAUCCGCGAAUUGCCAUCGAUACAACAAACUGUUUUCGAUUUGGCCCUAUGCUGUGUGCUGGAAGAGAUAAUUUUCUAUUAUGGCCAUCGCUUGCUGCACUAUGGCGCCCUGUAUCGUUAUAUACAUAAGAAGCAUCACGAGUGGACCUCACCCAUUGCUGUUGUCGCACACUACUGCCAUCCAAUUGAACACAUACUUGCGAAUACCUUCCCCAUUGCUUUGUCUUUGGGUGUGGUUCGUGCACAUCUUGUUACUGGUUGGAUAUUCUUUGCCAUCGCAACUUACAAUAUAUUAAGUGAUCAUGCUGGCUAUGCGUUCCCUUGGUCCCUAAUUUCUGUGCCAUUCCACGAUUAUCAUCAUGCUACAUUCAAUUAUAAUUUCGGUGUUUAUGGUUGGUUAGACAGAUUGCAUGGUACCUAUGGCGCGUAUGACAAGUCUGGACAAAUUGAAGCGAGCCACAGACCCCAACAGAAACAAGAAUGAGGAGUUAAAUUAUAUUUUGACCAAUAUUUUUCAUCUUACUAAAUUUAAAUUAUAUUUUGACAAAUAUUUUUCAUCCUACUACCUCGUUAAGCAAGCUUCUUCUACGUUUGUAUAUACAUACUUUUAGUUAUGCACAAUUUUAAGUAUUUUAAAAGAAUAUGCAUAUAAUUACAUUUUUUA
This is a messenger RNA of Bactrocera latifrons, 1545 nucleotides long. Its product is annotated as fatty acid hydroxylase domain-containing protein 2. NCBI's taxonomy places the organism in Eukaryota, Metazoa, Arthropoda, Insecta, Diptera, Tephritidae. Gene Ontology annotation, biological process: sterol biosynthetic process. Gene Ontology annotation, molecular function: iron ion binding; C-4 methylsterol oxidase activity. The record is from RefSeq and is a predicted model, not a curated record.